This is a messenger RNA of Cucumis melo (muskmelon), 1708 nucleotides long. RefSeq names its product serine/threonine-protein phosphatase PP1. Gene Ontology annotation, molecular function: protein serine/threonine phosphatase activity. The record is from RefSeq and is a predicted model, not a curated record. Bases 383 to 1345 code for a protein of 320 amino acids. Gene Ontology annotation, cellular component: nucleus; cytoplasm. The transcript has 5 exons. NCBI's taxonomy places the organism in Eukaryota, Viridiplantae, Streptophyta, Magnoliopsida, Cucurbitales, Cucurbitaceae.
GAACAAUUGAACAUCUGUUCCUCAUGGGAAAUUCUUGUAAAUUGCAAUAAUAAUAAUAAUAAUGGAAACCAAUUCAAAGCAGAAGACAUCCAUUCAUGUCAUGAUUGUCCAAAUACUCAAAUGAAAUCUUCUUACAUGCGCCAUUUUGCUAUCAUACGCGGGUCAGCUCUCAUUUGAAGAUUUCAACCAGAAAAACCAAAUAGUUGGGUGUUUACUUUUCUCCAAUUUGGAAGAUACCCUUUUGACCUCUCUUCAACUUGAAGCAGCCAAGUUGAUGUUCCCUCUUUUGAAGAGCCAUUAGGGCGAGCUCUACGGCAGAGUAGUUGAUAUUCUGGUGUGAAUCUUGGAGGAAACUGUUUAGAAGAAGAAGAAUUAGAGGAGGAUGAUGACAAUGGAAGGGAUUGAAAAAGGGGUUUUGGAUGAUAUAAUUAGAAGGCUGCUGGAAGGGAGAGGAGGGAAACAGGUUCAGCUUUCAGAGGCUGAAAUCCGCCAUCUCUGUGUUAACGCCAAGCACAUUUUCCUCUCUCAGCCAAAUCUACUCCGCCUUAGUGCUCCUAUACGCAUCUGUGGUGAUAUACACGGUCAAUACAAAGAUCUUCUUAGACUAUUUGAAUAUGGCGGGUACCCUCCUUCUGCAAAUUAUCUCUUUCUUGGUGAUUAUGUUGACCGGGGGAAGCAAAGUUUGGAAACAAUAUGUUUACUUUUGGCAUAUAAAAUAAGACACCCGAAUAAAGUAUUUCUCUUGAGAGGGAACCACGAAGAUGCAAAGAUCAACCGAAUCUAUGGUUUCUAUGAUGAAUGUAAAAGGAGGUUUAACGUUAGGCUUUGGAAAAUAUUUACUGAUUGUUUCAACUGCAUGCCUGUGGCUGGACUUAUUGAUGAUAAAAUCCUUUGUAUGCAUGGAGGACUGUCUCCUGAUUUGAAAAGCUUGGAUCAGAUUACGCAACUGCCGAGACCUACUGAGAUUCCUGACAAUGGUCUCCUCUGUGAUCUGCUUUGGUCUGAUCCUGAUCCUAGUAUUCAGGGAUGGGCAGACAGUGAUCGAGGUGUUUCUUGUACAUUUGGACCAGAUCGAGUGGCUGACUUCUUAGAUAAGAAUGACCUUGAUCUCAUUUGUCGUGGUCAUCAGGUGGUGGAAGAUGGAUAUGAAUUCUUUGCCAAAAGACGGUUGGUCACCAUAUUUUCUGCUCCGAACUAUGGUGGAGAGUUUGACAAUGCAGGUGCUUUAUUGAGUGUUGAUGAAUCUUUAGUUUGUUCUUUCGAGAUAUUGAAACCCGAGCAAAAAGCAUCAGGAAGUAGUUCGGGAGUAAUUCUUAAAAAGCCUCCCAAAAUUGGAAGAUCUUGAUUACUUUGAGGAGUGUUCCUUUUCGAUCUUUGGAAGAUGAAAAUCAAGCUCGAGUUGUUUUGGAAAAGGCAGAGUUGUUCAUGCCCUGUACUUCAUAGUUUUCAAGCUUGUAAUGACCUUGCCGGAGGUAUGUCGAUCGAGGCUGUAAAAAUUCGAGUAUGUCCUUGUCCCGGUAGCCGAACAGGUAGUAGAUUUCAGUGGUCUCCAAUGGGUUGGCUAAUUGGAGUGCAGAAGUUGUGUGUGUAAAGAUGGAAGGCAAUGGUUCAGAGUUAUUUUGAAAUGACUUGAAAGAGAUUUGCUUCUUCCAUGGUGAUUAUAAGUGAUUGACUGAAUUUCUAAUUUUAUAAAUAACCUCUUGAAACC